Messenger RNA from Paraglomus brasilianum, 1215 nucleotides. Lineage: Eukaryota; Fungi; Glomeromycota; Glomeromycetes; Paraglomerales; Paraglomeraceae. The record is from the annotation of a GenBank genome assembly.
AUGCUUCCGAACAUUGAUUUUAGAAACGUCACUAAACUGGACUAUUGUUGCUCCAAAUGUAAUGCUACUAUAGUAGCCAGAAAUCGUUUAUGCAAGCACUGUUUUCGGGAAAUUGUUGGUAAUGCAGCGGAAACCUGGACAAGUAUGAGACCCCAUAUCGAUGAGCUCAUUGUCGAAUCACAAAGAGAUGCCGAUUAUGUCUAUCAGUUUAUUGAAUGGAUUCCAUACGAGAAUUUUACGAAUGUCGAGUUUGUAGCCCAGGGCGGGUUUUCUAGGGUCUACAAAGCUAUUUGGAAGCAAGGAUAUUGGGAAUGUUUGGCAGACCCCGAUGAUACUACAAGAUAUUUCGAGCGUAGAGGAUCUAUGGAAGUAGCUCUAAAAGAACAGAAGCAUUCCGUUGCGGUUCAUCUAAAGUUGGAACACUGUCUUUUACGUGAAAAACAAUUAUAUGGACUUUCCGUGAAUCCCGAGACUGGUCAGAUCAUAUUGGUGAUGCGGUAUAUGUCAGGCGGUGACUUGAGACAGCUUUUGAUAAAGAAUCCUGUAGAAUUCACGUGGAGUAAAAGAAUAGAGCAGCUGUCAACUUUGAUGAGGGAUUUACAAACUAUUCAUAAAGCAGGUUUUAUCCAUAAAGAUUUUCACAGCGGAAAUGUGUUGUGGACUUUUGAUGACUGUCAGGACUAUGAAUUGUGCAUUUCUGAUUUCGGCUUGUCUGGUCCCGCCAAUAACGAAGAUGAGAAAAUUACUGGAUUUGUCCCGUAUAUGGCACCGGAACUACUCCUAGGUCGACCAAAAUCAACAGCGUCUGACACAUAUGCUUUUGGUAUAGUCAUGUGGGAAUUUUCUUCAGGAGAACCAGCCUUUUUUGAGUGUAGGGACGAUGACCUAGCAUUCUUUAAACAGAAGAUUACUCAAGAUCAUUUGAGACCUGUUCCUAUAGAAGGCACACCAGAUUGCUAUGUGAAUUUAAUGACACGUUGCUGGGCUCCUGAUCCCAAAGACAGACCAACAGCUGAAGAAGUGUUUCAUACGUUAUUAUUAUUCAUAGAGAUGAAUGACAUAACAUCACCUAAAUUUAACGAUACGGUUUUUGAGCAAUUUGAAAUGGCGGAGGAACUGAGAUUACAAAAAGGAUCUUGUGAAAGAUUUCAUCAUGAAAUAUAUACUAGUGUUAUUAUCGACGAUGACGAAUUUGUCCCGACAGUAGAACUUUGA